AGAAGGAAAUUAAAAGACGUUAAAUACUGGAGCCUGCUCACCCUGGUCAGCCUAGCUGUCUGACUUACCAGUCAACAUGAAGGUUCUCAUUAUUCUGGGGCUGGUCCUCCUUUCUGUCAUGGUCCAGGGCAAGGUCUUUGAAAGGUGUGAGUUGGCCAGAACUCUGAAAAGGUUUGGACUGGAUGGCUACAGGGGAAUCAGCCUAGCAAACUGGAUGUGUUUGGCCAAAUGGGAGAGUGAUUAUAACACACGUGCUACAAACUACAAUCCUGGAGACCAAAGCACUGAUUAUGGGAUAUUUCAGAUCAAUAGCCACUAUUGGUGUAACAAUGGCAGAACCCCAGGAGCAGUUAAUGCCUGUCAUAUAUCCUGCAAUGCUUUGCUGCAAGAUGACAUCACUGAAGCUGUGGCCUGUGCAAAGAGGGUUGUCCGCGAUCCACAAGGCAUUAGGGCAUGGGUGGCAUGGAAAGCUCAUUGUCAAAACAGAGAUGUCAGUCAGUAUGUUCAAGGUUGUGGAGUAUAACUGCAGAAUUUUCCUUCUUCAGCUCAUUUUUGUCUCUUUCUCACAUUAAGGGAGUAGUUAUUAAGUGAAAGGUCACACUACCAUUAUUUCACUUCAAACAAAUAAUAUUUUUACAGAAGCAGGAGCAAAAUAUGACCUUUCUUCUAAGAGAUGUAGUGUUCACUAAUGUGGUUAUUAUUUUAUAUUAAGCCUACAGAAUUUUUCAGUUUGCAAACAGAGCUAAUACUGGUGAAAAUGCAUCUAAAACCUUGGUUGUCAAAUACAUCUCCAGUAUAUUCAGUUUUUAUCAAAGAAAUAACCCAGACUUAAUCUCAAGUGACACAAGUAUACUCAGUGUUAAGUAAAAUAUAACAAAAGGUUAUCUUAAACUAAUCUUAGGCAAAAUACCAGCUGUAUAGUCAUCUGUUCAGUCAUCUCCAAAAAUAGUAAAAAUAACUGUUUUGUUGGGCAAUAUGAAAUUUUUAAUGGGGUAGGUGGAAUAGCAAAUGCUAGAAACAGACUGCCUGAAUUGAGAAUUUUGUUUUUAUAAAGUGUGUUCCUUUCUAAAUUUCUGUCCCUUAAUUUGAUUAAUUUCAUUCAUGUAUUAUGAUUAAAUCUGAGGCAGAUGAGCUUACGAGCAUUGAAAUAAUUACUAAUUAAUCACAAAUGUGAAAUUAUGCAUGAUGUAAAAAAUACAAACAUUCUCAUUAAAGGCUUUGCAACACA
This is a messenger RNA of Callithrix jacchus (white-tufted-ear marmoset), 1228 nucleotides long. It is a transcript of the gene LYZ, whose product is annotated as lysozyme. Gene Ontology annotation, biological process: defense response to Gram-negative bacterium; defense response to Gram-positive bacterium. NCBI's taxonomy places the organism in Eukaryota, Metazoa, Chordata, Mammalia, Primates, Cebidae. The record is from RefSeq and is a predicted model, not a curated record. Gene Ontology annotation, molecular function: lysozyme activity.